AUGAGCUUUUACAUUUUUAUAAUUUUUUUAACAAUAAAUUAUUCAUAUAAUAUCGGUAAUUCUUUUAAAUUAAAACCUAAAAUCAACAUUACUUUUUUUAACGGAUGUAAAAAAUAUACUUUAAAAAAAACCUCAAAACUUUAUAAUAAUUUAGAAAAAGUAAAUAACGAUUUAAAAAAAGAAGAUAUAAUAAAAAAAUGGAGUGAAAAUUAUCAUUUGAGAAUUGUAUUAAAUUCAUAUUUUUCUGAUCAUCUACAAAAGGCAGUUUUAAAUAUAAAAGAAAAGAUAAGUCAAUAUCCCCAGUUUCAUAUUGCUGGGCCUAUUCCUCAAAAGACAAUAAAAAAGAGAUUUACUUUUUUAAGAUCACCACAUGUUGAUAAAGACAGUAGAGAACAAUUUGAAAUAAAACAAUAUGGUUGUAAAUUAGAUAUUUACUUAAAUUCUUCCAUUACUUUGAAGAAUUCAGAGUUUGUAAAUUUUUUAUCAGUUAAAUUACCAAGAUUCGUUGGUUUUGAAUAUUAUUUUGAAGAAAAUUAUAAAGGAUUAACAAAAAAAGAAAUUAAUGAUCUAAAAAAAAAAAAAUAUGUUAGCAAAUAUUAUACAAAUAUAUUUAAUUCGAAAGAAAAAAAAAAAUAUGUAGAUUUAUUAUUAGAAAAUUCAAAAUAUAUGAAUGUGAAAUUACCAAGAAACUUUUAUGAUUUGUACAAAUAUCCAUUAGAAAUAUUACGUCAUUUUUAUAAAAAAACAAUGGAAAAAAAGAAAUGGUACCAUGAAAAUGAAGAAUUAAUGAAAAAAAUAGAAUCUCUUUCAUAUGAUUAA
This is a messenger RNA of Plasmodium relictum, 819 nucleotides long. Its product is annotated as apicoplast ribosomal protein S10 precursor, putative. Gene Ontology annotation, cellular component: small ribosomal subunit; mitochondrion; ribosome. The coding region runs from base 1 to 819 and encodes 272 amino acids. Gene Ontology annotation, molecular function: structural constituent of ribosome. The transcript has 5 exons. Gene Ontology annotation, biological process: translation. The record is from RefSeq and is a predicted model, not a curated record. Lineage: Eukaryota; Apicomplexa; Aconoidasida; Haemosporida; Plasmodiidae.